Actinia tenebrosa (Australian red waratah sea anemone) is the source of this 4487-nucleotide messenger RNA. RefSeq lists its product as uncharacterized. Lineage: Eukaryota; Metazoa; Cnidaria; Anthozoa; Actiniaria; Actiniidae. Gene Ontology annotation, molecular function: protein binding. The record is from RefSeq and is a predicted model, not a curated record.
UGGUGUCGAGUAUGGCAACCAUAACCAGUGUGUGUGUGGCGAAGCACUGUUAUGAAUCAAUGUAUAAUGCGUUUAUUUACAGUAUUAACCUUUAAAAAGUCUUUAAAAUCAAUUUCUYAUCCAUUUCGCGAAAAUAAAAUAACUAACUUUUUUUUGUAAAGUGCAUAUUUUUUUAUGCCUAUAAAUUUCGAAAUCACUGCSCUUUGAUUGUUUUGUAUUAUCUUUGUGACAGAAACGGACUAUUAAAGUCACGUACAACCAAAUGGAAGAAUUUCACACAGCUUAUCUAAGAGAAAUAGUUUUGGUGUUAAAUAAAUUGAUUUUGCUGAACUGAGCUAAUGUUUUAUGCCCGGGUUUUUUUGUUUUAGCGCUUCAGUAUUCACRCUUCAGCCAAUACUAUUCUUUUGUUCAAGAAUCUGCCAUAUAUAUGCAUAUAUAUGCAUAUAAAUGGGACACAACAUUGUAACGUUUGGAAUAAGCAUAUUAGAAAGGGAACGACCAUUUACUUUAAUACAGUUAACUCUAAUUGCUUUUGUACUCAAUGGUACUAAAAACAAUACUUUUUCGAUCGUUAUAAAUGAUAUUAUAUUUUUUCUCUGCGGAUCCAGUUACUGAGGUGMAACGCUCGGUUCCGGUUGGCGCGGUUCCGGUCGAUCGGUCGAUGCUUUGUAAACACGUGUGAGCCGCUUUAUUUUUCUGGUCAGCUGGUGUUCGUAUUGCGCAUGGUCAUUAGGAGACGGGAAAGUUUGUACCUGGAAAGGAAGAUAAAGUUUUCAAAAGAAAGUUUUCUCUUUUAACCUCAUUUUUCCCUGAAGAAUUUCAUAGAUUUGAGUAUUUUUAUAACGAAGAUUGUCUGUAGCCAUUGUUUUAUGCAAAACGAUGUCUAAAAACUUUGCAGAAGUGCCUUAURUAUAUCACGGGUCAGUGGGGAUGAUAAAGACCUCAAGUCAGAUGAUCAUAGCUACCUUGUACCUGUCUGGAAAUCAACGGACUCAAAACAGAGAUGUAAAAGCGAUCCUAUGAUGAUUCCAAAGCUUGCGAGUGAUGAUUUUUGGCGAUAGAAAAGACUUUAAAGACUUAUAUCUCAUUGAGCGGGAAGCGACCUGUGAACUUGYUGGCAAAUCUUUCACUGAAGGACAAACAUACACUCCCAACAACUGCCUGGACGUAUGCCUAUGUGAAGAUGAUGGGAAGUUCCACUGUAAGACCUGCGGACCAGCCCAACCAAAGACGAAAUGCAAUGGAUGGGCACACAAACUGACUAAAGUCGAGUUUCAUGUUGGUACGGAGGAAGCCGGGGGAUGCAAUUGUUUUAAAUAUGAAUGCCACAAAAAAUCAAUAAAAACCUGGUUUAAGGAAUUAUGGACUAAAUUAACGAAGAGUCUAACGUAAAGAGAGAAGUGGGUGCGGAGAAAAACAACAAGGCUUAUAAUGUGGUCAGAGAAGAAUAUUUAAAGAAAUGCUAUCGCUACACAUGGAGGUUUCAAGCUACUACGUAUCCUUGGUUGUUGUGGUUCUAGCGAUGAUAUUUUCAACAGCGUCUAGUAAUGCUGUCUCUAAUCGUGUGCCUGGUAAUGCGGAUAUAUCGACGUCUUGUUAUUUUGAAGACCGGUUUUACCCCGUCAACUCUAGUUUUCUAACCAAGGAUUGUGCGAUGCAGUGUAUCUGUAUUGGAUACAACGUUACCAGUUGUAUGGACCUGUGUAAUCCUUUACCCAGGGGGAAUUGCCCGCUUGGCUGGAGGGCGGAGGAGGAGAAAGAACCUGCUGGUCCAAAAGGUAGUAACUGCUUUUGUACAAAAAAGGAGUGCGUUCCAGCUUUCUGUUUUACCAAGGAUUUCGUCAAAUACAAAAUAGGAGAAUCCUACAAGCGUAACAACUGCUCAGAGACAUGCACUUGUACGAAGGAGACCCGUUUUGAGUGCAGACCAACAUGUCCUACGAUCAACUGCCUCAAGGGAUUCAAGGUUAAGAACACUGGACAGACAGUGAUGAUAUCUGGCUGUAGAUGCCCAGUUCAACGUUGUAAGAAACCAGGUCGAAUGUGCAAAGCUAACGGUCGCGUCUACACUAACGGAAAGUUAUUUGUGACUGASAGCUGUCGAUCAAAGUGCAAGUGUAAAAGGAAUGGAGUUUUGAGGUGUAGUCCAUUGUGUCCCAAGGCUAAGAUACCAAGCUGUGCGAAGAAUGAAAGAUUAGUGGAAAGAAGGCUACCAACUGCUCUUGCUAGGGGAAGAUGUUAUUGUACGAGAAAAAUCUGUAUUCCUGACCCUGCUGCUCUGAAACCGUUCAACUUGCUCAAGCCAUUCCAACUCAGAAGUUGUCAAUUUGCCAACAAGACAUUGCGUCCUGGACAGCGGUUUAUCUCCAAAGACUGCUCGGACAGAUGCCGAUGUACAUCUAAGGGAUAUUUAGUCUGUGUUCCACUGUGUGCCAAUCUUCCAGUCACGUGCCUGGCUAAUGAAGAGCGCGUGUUGAUCAGAAGACCAGUGCUUGAUAGUAACUGUUCAUGUACAAGAGUAAUAUGCAGAGCAAAGACAAAUCAAGGAAAAAGACAAAACGAGUGCCGAGUAGACGGGCACGCCUUCCAAAGAGGCAUCACCUACGUCGAUACAAACUGCACCAAAUCCUGCACGUGCGGUAACGAUGGUGACGCUAAAUGUAGACCGCUGUGUCCAUUGCAUCAAACCACGUACUGUCAGAAUGGUUACUUACAAAUCAAUCACGUCCGGUCCGCUGUUGCACCAUGGUGCAAGUGUUAUAUCAAAGAGUGUAUAACCAUUGAGGAUAAUCGAACCGAAAUCCAGUAACACCGACGAUAGACCAUGUACAUACACAGAUUAAAAAGGAUAAAAGAAAUAAAGGACAAACAACAAGAGAUUAUCUACCAAAUUGGAAUACAUUAUUCCGCUGACAAUCCAUUCUGCUCAUUCAUCAAAGUUACAUUACACUUAUAACCCUUUAAAGAUAAACAAGUCCUGAAUCAUUGUAAAUGGAUGCAAAGAGACCAAACUCGUUCUGCCUGAUACAUAACAUCACAGCUCGAGGAAUCAUAGGACGAAUGGGAAUCUUCGUGUGACAUUACUGGUGUGCAACCAAUCAAAAACGUGUUGGACAUAGACUAGAUCCGUUUGAAAGAGUCUGAUGUGUUUGAUCAUGCCUGACAGAAAUAAAGACCUAACGUGAGCCUACAACGGUAUAUCAUAGGAAAAGAGGUGACGUGAGGUCUUCUCUUGAGACGCAGAAAUAUAUGUAUGUAUGUACGUCAUGACAGUGUUAGUUAGACUACGUACUGCGAACAUUGCUUUGCUAUAAAGUCAUGAGCAUAACUUUUAAAAUACAUAAUUGAGUAUUAGAGCGUAUUAUUGAUUACAGAUAUAAAUGAUUGUCACGCUAGACACUAUCAAAGGGCUGUUCCAAGAGUUUUCAAAACUUGGUGCAGAUAAUGCAUGAAUGUAAUAUGAGGUCAAAGUGGGCCCGAUACUGAAUUCAUAUGAGAUGGAACGUAAAAUAGGUAGUGUAACCCCCCCGUAUCAUGCGUUUUGGAUCCACUACUUGAUAUUACUCUGUAAACUUAGACCAUUCUUGAAAAGGGAGGGUCAGUUACGCAGAUAAAAGAUCAGCAUAUUUAGAUAAAACUGAUCACAUGUUUUGUUACUAAGACAUGCACGUUGAUCCGUUGUAAGUUUUGUGUGUAAUAGCCUGCGAAGUGGCUCAAAAGGCUAGGUCUGUAAAGCCGACGCUUUGAUGCUAAACUAUUGGAUAUGUUAAUCUAUAUACUCCUAAUCAAUCUAUAUACUCCUAAGCGUGUUGAAAAUAACGACAACUUUAAGUUUUGUUUUACCUAAGAUUAUAUUAACAUAUUUUACAUUCGUAAAUCAUGAAGAAAUUGAGAUGGAUUUGAAGCAUUUCUAUUAUAGUAGCGAUGUAAAAGAACACAUGCAUUUGUGAAGGUGAGGUGGUCCUACUGCUCAGAAAGGGCACAGCAACAGAGCUACCUAAAAGUGGAAGGCUUGAAAUGAGUAAGAAUAAGACGUUUGUAUGAUGGUGUCAUUUCACUACCACUACCAAAAUGCUUCUCGAAUUUCAAAGUCUAUUCUUAUUCAAAUCAAAUUCGUAUUUCCCCAUGAAAAAAAUAUUGGUGCUGAUUAACUGACCAAAAGAAAGGGAUUCUGGUAGAUGGAGUAAAUAACGCCAUAAUGCAAGUUUUCUAUACAAAAAGCACGAACGUUAGCACUGGAGACUUCCACUCCAACGUUUUAUUAUGCUACCAAUACCAGUUUAAAAACACGAUGCUCUCAUGCCGCGACUUUACGAAACAACAUCAGAAGUCUGUUUGGCAUUGAUUGGUUUUUUAAUUCACAAUUUCGACCAAUCUAAUCCAUCCUAUGCAAUCAAGUGUUCCUGCAUCUCAUUAUCUAUAUAAUUAAGUAUAUUUAUGGCAAACAAAAAAAAAAACACAACAUAAGAAAAUAAUGAUAAAAGAUA